Messenger RNA from Juglans microcarpa x Juglans regia, 776 nucleotides. RefSeq names its product transcription factor MUTE. The record is from RefSeq and is a predicted model, not a curated record. Gene Ontology annotation, biological process: guard cell differentiation; positive regulation of DNA-templated transcription; stomatal complex development. Gene Ontology annotation, molecular function: protein dimerization activity; DNA-binding transcription factor activity. The transcript is spliced from 3 exons. The coding region runs from base 100 to 666 and encodes 188 amino acids. Lineage: Eukaryota; Viridiplantae; Streptophyta; Magnoliopsida; Fagales; Juglandaceae. Gene Ontology annotation, cellular component: nucleus.
AUCGUGUCUUAUAAAUUGGGGAGACAUCGCCUUCGUGAGGAGGAAAAGUGGCCGUGGCUUAAAGGGAAACAAAGGUCGGUUGCAGCCUGCACCAGAAACAUGUCUCACAUAGCUGUGGAGAGAAACAGGAGAAGACAGAUGAAUGAGCAUCUCAAAGUUUUACGCUCUUUAACCCCAUGCUUUUAUAUCAAAAGGGGAGAUCAAGCAUCUAUAAUAGGUGGCGUUAUAGAGUUUAUCAAGGAGUUGCACCAAGUUCUACAAUCUUUGGAGUCCAAGAAAAGAAGGAAGAGUCUAAGCCCUGGCCCUGCUCCUAGCCCAAGACCAGUACUACUACUGCAGCCAAGUACCCCUCAGUUUGAUAGCAGUACCUUUGGGUUUGAAAAUGUUAAGGAACUAGGAGCAUGCUGCAACUCUCCAGUUGCAGAUAUCGAAGCAAAGAUUUCAGGAUCGAACGUGGUCUUGAAAAUUGUCUCACGUAGAAUUCCUGGACAAAUCGUAAGGAUAGUCACUGUGUUGGAAAGGCUUUCGUUCGAGGUUCUUCAUCUGAAUAUCAGUAGCAUGGAGGAUACUGUUCUAUACUCCUUUGUCAUUAAGAUAGGGCUUGAAUGUCAGCUGAGUGUGGAGGAACUAGCAGUGGAAGUUCAGCGAAGUUUCUGCUGCUCAUGAGACAGUACCAAUAAUAUUUUAUGCAAACGAGAUUUAGUUUCUUUUGGGUCAUGACGUCCUAGCUUAUAAAUUUCAAGGUCUGUUAAAAAAUUAUUAUAAUACGCAUAUAU